AGUGCAAGAAGCCUCUCGGGGGUGAAGCUGAGGCACUAGCAGGUAGAAGAAGUCCGUCCACUGGGACUAGAGAAUGGGUUCUCGCCAUCUCCUCUCUAAUCCCAGAUAGUCUCCUACAUGGGCUCCAUUAAGACAGGAUGGGGAGACCAGUUCAGACCCUCAAAUGCCCUAUGCUCUUAGAAUCUAUUUUCUGAAUGCAAGGGUACUUCCUAACGGGUCUCUGGAAGAGAAGCAACUGGUCCCAGUCAAAAGGUCAAAGAAAGAGAGGGACAAGCAUUCUUCCCAGUUUCUUACUUCUGAGCAGCAACACUGCCUUCUUCAGGUCUUCACUUGUCUUUCAGAGCCUGCCAGAGUUCUCAAAAAGAGCCAGAAAAGAAAAGAUUCUUGUCUUCCAGCCAGUUUGAGAGACGCAGAAACCAUUCAGGAAAUGUCAGUGGUCCUGCAGAGUGGGGUCCAUGAGCUAGAAGAUAAGAUGGAGACUCAAGCACAAAUAGAAGACUCACAGGACAGUUUCCCAAAGAAACUGCCAUCUUUAGUACAUUUCUUUACAACAUCGACAGAUUCAGAUAGCACGACGCUGCCAUGUUCACGGUCAUUAUCUGAUGAAAUUCCUCUCAGUUACUGUCUGUCUAGCCCUCAAGUUAGUGGAGCAACUAUAUCGACAAUUGGACCAAAGCCUCUUAAACCUGCUCUAGUGACCCAUUCCCGCUCAGAAAACAGCUUGGGACUCAACAUCGGCAAAAUUCCAAAGAGACACUCUAUUCCAGUCCUUGCUGGUGAGCCAGCUGUGAUUGGGGAAGGGGAAGAUUAUUUCCUGUCUUUGUUUGGUGAUACAAGGAAACUUGUGCACUCAUUCCAUGAGAAAACUUGGAAGCACUUCUCUAUGAUUCUUGAAGAAGUGGGCCAAUCUAGAUCCAGUGCUCUUGGAGACAUUAAAAUAGCUGAGGUGAAUGUCAAGGGUUUAUUCGUGAAGCUCAUUAACUCUUCUCCCGACAAAGAGCUGGAAAUUGGAAAUCAUACGCUCCAACAAAAUGUGGAUGGACGAGCAGUCUCUCUCUACCGAUUCCUUCCUGGUAUCAUAAUGCAGGCCAAUUCCACAGUAACAGUCUGGACAGCAGCAUCUGAAGUAAAGCAUCAGUCACCAUCUGAUUUUCUUUGGAAGGAACAAGACAGGUUUAACACAGCCCCAAACUGUACAACAAUCCUGUGCAAACCUAACGGUGAAAUGGAUUCUCUACCACUGAGCCACCAGGCUGUUGCCUGGUACACUCCCAUUCACUGGAAGCAAGCGUGGGAGAAAUUAGAGACUGACAUCGAAUUUGACAGAUGCUCAAUAAUAAGUACAACACCUCAAAGGCACAUGUUUCGCUGGCCAGCAGUUGCAACUACAACAAAAGAAAAACGAGAUCAGUGUAAGAGAGAGUCCUCGAGAUGGCAGGUGGAACAAGUUCAAGCUUCUCUUAAGAGAGAAAAAGAAAUCCCACCAAGCCUUUUCCCCACUCGCAGCCCAUGGUGCCACAGUCCUAAUGUCCCUGCACACCCCUACUGUGCCCUGACCAAUGCUCACAACACCUCCGUGGCUGAACACUGCUUAAACAGACAGCCCAGGUCAACCCGGACUGAUCCAGUCCAGCGAUCAAGAAAAAACAGGAUGUCUGAGUUACAAAAGCAAUAGGCAGUCAAUUCAACAUUUAAAGGAUGAUAAUAUUCUAGUCUGGAGAACAACACAAGGAUGCUGACAUGAUGCAGCCUGCCUUCCACACAGGAAAGGAGAGGAAGCCAGCAGCAAGCAAGAACAUGGUUUCUUUUAGAAAAGAUAAUUCCUCAGGACUUUCCUGAUACCAUUUGUUAAAGAAGGGAGAUAAGAGUUUGUGCACAAGUUGAAACAUUUGCUGUCCAGGCUGUUACAAAGAAAAAUACUGGUCAAAAGCAAAA
Molecule: messenger RNA, 1935 nt
Organism: Odocoileus virginianus texanus
Lineage: Eukaryota; Metazoa; Chordata; Mammalia; Artiodactyla; Cervidae
Source: RefSeq, a predicted model, not a curated record